AUGCCUGCUAGAUCUGAGCUCACCCCGGCUCUCAGAGAGAGGAUAUGUGAGCUUCACUCGGCUGUCCACUGGGGGUAUAAGCGUAUUCACAACCGGUAUCCAUGGAUUUCUCUCUCUACAAUCCGGUAUACGAUUAAAAAAGAGCACGAACGGCGUGCUGGUGUCACAAAACCUCGCUCUGGUCGACCAAAGAAGCUUGAUGCUACCGACAAAGUACGUCUUUUGGAUGCUAUCUCGAACAAUCCACGUAUUACCUACGAAGACCUUCUUACUGAGGUAUCUCAUAAAGUGAAAAUUGACUCAAUUCGACGUCUUUUGAAUGCCGAAAACCUCCGGAAAUGGAGAUGUAGCUGGAGGCCUUAUUUAACUGAGGAAGCUGCACUUAAACGACUCCGUUGGGCUUUCCGUUACCGACACUUUACUCCUAAGGAUUGGGCCCGUGUUUUUUGGUCUGAUGAGUGUACGGUUGAGCGUGGGAUUGGUGUUCGUCGAGAAUGGACCUUUGUACGUCCAAGAGACCAGCCGAAGGAAGGACAAUGUCAAGGGUUACCACACCGAGGCAAGCAAGUUAAGCAGAUGUUUUGGGCUGCUUUUUCGGGAGCUAUGCGUCGAACAGGGCUUAUCCCGCUCUUUGGGAAUCCUGAUGCUGAGCGUACUGGUAUUACUGGCUUUGUUAUUGAAGAGUUAUACCGCCGGAUUCUACCUACUUUAGUAUUAAAUGAAGGGGCUAUUUUUCAGCAUGAUAAUGCUCCUAUACAUACUGCGUAUGUUGUUCGGGAUGCCUUACGUGAGAUGAAUAUUGAGGUUAUGGAAUGGCCACCACACUCGCCUGAUUUAAAUCCAAUUGAAAACCUCUGGGCGUUGUUGAAAGCCAAGAUAUAUGAGCUUCGGCCUGAUCUUAUAUAUAUGCGGAACAAUGACACAACAAAGGAGAUACUGGUGGCUACGGCGCAGCAGGCAUGGGAUGAAUUAGAUCUAGAUCAUCUAAAGCAUCUCUCUGAGACUAUGCCGAACAGGGUGGAGGCUAUUAUUGAGAGCCAGGGGUGGUAUACGCCGUACUAG
Molecule: messenger RNA, 1062 nt
Organism: Penicillium hordei
Lineage: Eukaryota; Fungi; Ascomycota; Eurotiomycetes; Eurotiales; Aspergillaceae
Exons: 1
Coding region: 1-1062 (353 amino acids)
Biological process (GO): DNA integration; DNA transposition
Molecular function (GO): DNA binding
Source: RefSeq, a predicted model, not a curated record